AUGACCGAUAAAGAUGCUGGCACCCCGCGUGUCUUUCUUUACAGACACGGUGAAACUGAAUGGUCCAAAAAUGGCCGCUACACUGGCACGACCGAACUCGAGCUCACUGCCCACGGCGAAGCCCAAGUUCUCGCUUCAGGCGCCAUAAUCGUAGGACCAGGCAAACUCGUGGACCCAACGAAACUCGCCCACGUCUUCGUCAGCCCCAGACGGCGUGCGCAGAAAACGUUCGAGCUAGCAUUCGGCGAGCACGGUAAGCAGCUAGAGCAAGAGGGAAAGGUGAGUGAGACGGACAGGUUGGCGGAGUGGGGCUACGGAUUGUAUGAGGGGCUGAAGACGCAUGAGAUCAGGGAGGGGAGAGAGAGUAGGGGGUUGGAUGGAACGGGGUGGGAUAUUUGGAGGGAUGGGUGCGAAGGGGGAGAGUCUGCGCAGCAGGUUACGGAGAGGCUGGAUGAUCUGAUCAAGGAGAUUCACAGUUUUCAGGCUGCGAAUAUGCAUGGGGAGAAGGCGUGUGAUGUCGUACUCGUAGCGCAUGGGCAUUUGCUGAGGGCGUUCACGAAGAGGUGGUUGAAGUAUCCGAUGGAGUUUCCCCUUUCGAUGAUGUUGGAGCCAGGGGCUGUGGGUGUAUUGAGCUAUCAACAUCACAACAUCGAGGAGCCUGCUUUCUUGAUUGGCUUUGGCUUCCCGAUUCAUGAGUAG
This is a messenger RNA of Mytilinidion resinicola, 699 nucleotides long. Its product is annotated as phosphoglycerate mutase family protein. Lineage: Eukaryota; Fungi; Ascomycota; Dothideomycetes; Mytilinidiales; Mytilinidiaceae. The coding region runs from base 1 to 699 and encodes 232 amino acids. The transcript is spliced from 4 exons. Gene Ontology annotation, molecular function: sedoheptulose-bisphosphatase activity. The record is from RefSeq and is a predicted model, not a curated record. Gene Ontology annotation, biological process: ribose phosphate biosynthetic process.